Molecule: messenger RNA, 1188 nt
Organism: Cooperia oncophora
Lineage: Eukaryota; Metazoa; Nematoda; Chromadorea; Rhabditida; Trichostrongylidae
Source: the annotation of a GenBank genome assembly
AUGGAUCCGCUUUCAAAAGCGGAGCACGUCAAUGGCCGACCGUCAAGUUGGGUUGGAUUCGAUGAAAUAUCGAUGACAUCACCUGUGGUCGACCAAUCCACUUCGAAUGGAGGCCAGUCUAUCCGACCGGAAAGUGCAGAACUAUUUGAUGGACGGAAUAGCGUCAGCAAAGAAGAGAGUAUUGAACUUGAAGACAGCGAAAGACGAGUUGUGACCCCUUUGCCCACAAAAGAAGUUAUCGCUGAUCCUUCCACUCUUGGUCAAGCACCGAUCGUCGAUGCUUCACAGGAAUUCCAUGAAAAACGACCGGUGAUUGCGACACGCGAUGCGAAUCCCAUCAAUGGGUUCCUAACCCCGGGAGGAAUCCGCCUUGUAAAUGGUAAAAUCGUUGCUACAAUCUAUCCGGAAAAUACUAUGUGCUCGUGGGUGAUACCACCUCGUUAUGACCCUUAUACGAUGCCUUCAGUCCUAGCUGCAGACGGAUUUACGAUGCCUGCUGAGGACUUUGUCACUGCAAUGGAGCUUAUCACUAACGACUAUCGCUUUAGAAGCUUCUCAACUCUAUAUUCCCGUUUGGUUGCAUUCUGGAUGACCCUAUCCAUUGUUAUUUUGCUGGUGGUACUGUUUGCAAAUUCGGAAGGAGGAAUUCUUGUGAUGACGUUCUGCUUGUUCUGGUGUGUCAUGCUGUUUGCCGGCAUUAUCGCCUGUGCCAUCAUUCGCAAGCAGAUUCGUAUUGGUCUACGUCACUGUGUCCAGUCGGCUAACAAAAUUCUAAUCAAAAAUAAUGUUAUUGCUGGUGUUGAAGACAAAGGACAACUAAGUUGCCAUAAAGUUGUAAUCCAUAUAAUGUGGUUCCGGAUCGAAGAUUGUAUGGCAGACAUUGAACGUCUCGUUCGAAUUCAAGCCAGUGGUGGGGCUGUCAUAUUUGGAACUGGAGCCCCAACCGCUCCAGCUAAAGAGAUGACGAGAAAAGAGGUUGAGGAGAAAGCACGCCAUUUGGUUCUGAAGUACAGCCAAGAGUUUGUGAAAGAUACAGCCAGGUAUCGUCUCGUUUUUCCAAGUCGCCCUGCGCUUGGGGUUAGUGAAUACACCCCAAAGCACUGUCCCAAACAAAUGUGUCUGUGCCAAUUCAUCGAUAAACAUCACUUCAAUCGUCCGCCCAGAAAGUGGUACUCAUAUUUCGUCUGA